Molecule: messenger RNA, 2830 nt
Organism: Camponotus floridanus (Florida carpenter ant)
Lineage: Eukaryota; Metazoa; Arthropoda; Insecta; Hymenoptera; Formicidae
Product: glucose dehydrogenase [FAD, quinone]
Exons: 6
Coding region: 802-2793 (663 amino acids)
Molecular function (GO): oxidoreductase activity, acting on CH-OH group of donors; flavin adenine dinucleotide binding
Source: RefSeq, a predicted model, not a curated record
UUUUUUAUAAAAACGCAAGAAAAGUAGUCGACCUUGUCAUUUUUUCUCUCACCCAAUUUUGAUCAAGUCACGCAGAUGACUACAAAGAUUCGAUCUCACAAUCAGUAGUUCAAUGAAUUUAACGAGAUAAACACGAAUCUCUCUUAUCCAAUCAUUCAUUAAAAUUUCGAUUUCCCACUCAAGUAUAACUCGCGUUCUUGAAAAAUUUUAUCAAGAUUGUAAAAGCAAGAACAUCUUCAUAUGCACGACAAUAACAGAGGAUGCCAACAGCUGACGUACUCGACCCUGAUGCUAUUCAAAUCUACGACAAUCUUGAACAAUACUGCAACUGCCUGUUAACAUCAUGUUUUAAAAAGGGAAGAGAUGCAAUAAAGCGUUGUCAUAAACCACUGAUACUCGGUGAUAGCCGCGCAUCUGUGAUAUAAAUUGUGCUUGAAGAUCACAUUUCUAAAUAUUAUUCAAACUUUAUCGAAGAUGUUGAUACGUCAACAUCAAGAAGAUCUGUGCAAAAAAUAAUAUAAAUCAUAUCAAAUCAUUGGACAUUUAAAUUAGCUAAAUUUAUAAGCUAGUUUAAAUUCUUCUAAAUUAAAGAUUCUCGAGGAAAUCAAAAUUCUCGUCAUCUCAGGAGCUCGGAUUUCGCGAUUCUAUUGUGCUAAAAUGUCAAAAUUACAGCUAUAUAUAUAAGGAAAAAAGUUGACAAACUACAGUAAAGAUUGAAAUGCGAAUGAUACAUCAAAACUAGGAAGAGACAUCGGCACAUGUGUUUGAAAGAAAAUCAAAAGUGAAAAUCAUCGCUUCGCGAUGUUCAAGUUCUACUUGACGAUCUUGUUCCUGGGAUACGUCGGUGGGAUCUUGCCACCAGGUCUUCUCGAAACGAUUCGUCACUUCUUCUCAGGCUUCCCGCCACCACCGAAGAUACCGCAGAACGAGACACCAGAUUACACUCUUCCCUUCGAUUUCCUGGUGAUUGGUGCCGGCUCGGCGGGAUCCGUGCUCGCGAAUCGCCUGACCGAGAAUGCCAACUGGAACGUCCUGGUGCUCGAACAGGGCUACGACGAGAGCUUCCUCACGGAUAUUCCCUUUCUAGCGCCGAUCCUUCACGUCACGGACUACGCCCGCGUGUACAAAAGUGAGCCGGGACCUCAGGAUGCGAAUGGCCAGGGCGGAUACUGCCUGUCGAUGGUCGAUGGUCGUUGCAAAAUAGCGUCUGGUAAGGCAGUCGGCGGCACCUCGGUGAUAAACUUCAUGAUCUAUUCGAGGGGUUCGCCAGCCGACUACGAUACCUGGGGAUUGGAUAAUCCAGGCUGGAGUUACGAGGACGUGUUGCCGUAUUUCAUCAAAUCCGAGAGGUGUAAACUGAUCGAUAAAAAGGCAAGAUACCAUGGAUACGAUGGGUACCUGGAUGUCACAACUCCUUCUUACGCUACUCCACUCAAGGAACGUUUCUUGAUGGCCGGUCAAGAGCUCGGUUAUGAUCUAAUAGAUUACAACAGCGACAAGUCCAUAGGCUUCUCGAGUGUGCAAGCGAAUCUGCGGAAUGGGCACAGAGUUAGCGCUAGCAAAGCCUUCCUCAAGCCGAUCCGUGGCCGAGCAAACUUUUAUUUGUCGAAAUUUUCGACGGUGACGAAAAUUGUCAUUAAUCCAAAGACGAAAAUAGCCAUGGGCGUCGAAUUCGUAAAGAAUCAUAAAACUUACUUCAUCUCUCCCACUAAAGAGAUUAUACUCUGUGCAGGUGCUUUUGGAUCACCAAAGUUACUGAUGCUGUCCGGAGUAGGUCCGAAGGAUCACUUGAGCUCCUUAGGCAUCCGUACAAUCGAGGAUCUUCCAGUGGGAUUUAAUUUACAGGAUCACGUGACCAUGUCAGCUUUAACGUUUCUAGUCAACGAGAGCAUAACCGUUAUCGAACCGCGAUUAACUUCCAGUCCGACUAAUUUCCUGCAGUAUCUGAUACAAGGCACAGGUCCUUGGACGAUACCUGGAGGCGCUGAGGCAUUAGCUUUCAUUAAUACUAAGGCUAAUUUGAGUAUAACGAGAAGAAAAGUACACAAGCGACAUGGAAAUUUUAUUGCUCGGACUGUUCCCAAUAUAACUUCCAUCACCAUCAAUCGUGACAUCCUUGAAACGUAUCCUAACAGAAGCAAAUUAAUGAUAGAAGAUGACCAUCCCGAUAUCGAGUUGAUAUUGGGCGUAAGCUCGUUUCUUGGCGAUGUGUCCGGAACUUUUCGCAGUUUACUCGGAGUUACCGACGAUUUUUACAAAGAGGUUUAUGGUGAUUAUGAGGGUCUCGAUGCUUUCACGAUUGUACCUGUGCUUUUGCGGCCCAAGAGCCGCGGCAGAUUCACUUUGAGAAGUACCGAUCAGUCGGACUCGCCGAUCAUCGACAUGAAUUAUUAUGAUCACGAAGACGAUCUAAAUACGAUGGUGCAAGCUAUAAAGAUGGCAAUCGACAUAGCUUCCACGAGGGCGUUUAAACGUUACAACGCGACGCUGCUAUCAGUACCAUUUCCGGGAUGUAAACACAUUACUUUCAAGAGCGACCCGUACUGGGCCUGUGUCGCCCGUCACGUGUCGACGACCGUGGCUCAUUACGCGGGCACGUGUAAGAUGUCCACGCGGAGAAAUUCGGGCGUGGUGGACCACAGGUUACGGGUGCACGGAAUCGGUGGUCUCAGAGUCGCAGACGCCAGUAUCAUACCGACCAUAAUCGCCGGUCACACGACCGCGCCCGUGUACAUGAUCGCCGAGAAAGUCAGUGACAUGAUCAAGGAAGACUGGAAAAAUUCUGCUCCGUGAAUCACGCGCACGUGUGUGUGGGAAGCAAGAAAGUGGA